Messenger RNA from Ascoidea rubescens DSM 1968, 1446 nucleotides. It is a transcript of the gene ETT1, whose product is annotated as Ett1p. Bases 1 to 1446 code for a protein of 481 amino acids. Gene Ontology annotation, molecular function: protein binding. The record is from RefSeq and is a predicted model, not a curated record. Gene Ontology annotation, biological process: positive regulation of cellular response to hypoxia; translational termination; positive regulation of SREBP signaling pathway. NCBI's taxonomy places the organism in Eukaryota, Fungi, Ascomycota, Saccharomycetes, Ascoideales, Ascoideaceae. Gene Ontology annotation, cellular component: nucleus. The transcript is spliced from 3 exons.
AUGUCUAGGACUAAAAGACCCUUGGGUAUAGGCAAAGCUUCAAAACAAAAAAAAAAGAUAAAAAUCCAAGACCCUGAAUCAACUUUGCCCAAAACUAAUCAACUUGAUAAAAAUAUUAACAAUGACGAAAAUGAAAAUUUUGAAAAAAUUGAAAUCGAAAACAUUGACUCCAAUAAUGAUCAAAACCAAUCUUCUCCUAACAAUUUAACUAUUGAAUUAUCCGAAUCUGUCGAUCCAAAUGAUGAAAUCGCUCAAUUGAUUGCAUUAUGGAAAACUUACAAAUAUAACAAUGAUUCAGAUAAUCAAUUGAUUCUUAAUGGUAUUGUCCACGAGUGUGACAGAUUAUUAAGAGAAUCGGAUUUAAACAAGGAAACAAAAAAAAAAAAAAAGGCUUUAAAUUCAAAAUUUCAUACAAUAUAUUCUCUAGCUUUGUAUCUUCCUGUAUUUGAAAACAAUAAAAUUGUUGCUCAAUUUCUCAACGCUUCAUUAGAAAGAGUCAAUUUAGGAUUAAAUUACUAUACCAAAUCAAUUGAUUUAACACUAGCUAGAAUUGAGAUCACUUUAAAUAAGAUUCCUUUACAAUACAUUUCAAAUUUAGAUUUAUCGUCAAGAAAAUAUAAUAGAGAUAAAAAUAGCCAAAAGAUAAUUAAGAUUCCAAAUUUCAAAAAAAUUAUCGAGAAUUUAAUUCAAGAUUAUGAAUAUUGUGAAAAUUCUAUAAUCGAAGAUGACGAAUAUUUGAAAAAUUAUUAUAACCUGGACCAUUUUAACAUAUUAAAUUCAUUUGAUGAUUUAUUAGAUAUUAUAGAAAAUUUUGGUAUAGACCAUUUAACUGAAGGAUUAGACAGCGAUAUUGAAGAUGAAAAUGAGAAGGAAAUUAAACAAAAAGUCAAAUUAUCUAAAAAGCAUCCAUUAUAUCAAACCAGAGAGUCAAUCGAUAAGUAUUAUGAUUGGUUAAAUAAACGUAUAUUAAUUUUUGCACAGAAUUUACUUAAAAAAGUUAAGUUGUUAAAUUAUAAAUCAAUUAUUGAGAUAGAAGAAAUGAAUUGUUUAUUAUUAUAUAAAAAAGUUAACCAUAAAAUUGGAGAAAAAUAUUUAAUUAAAGCUGAAGGACCAAGUAAUAUAUACACAUCAGUAGUUUAUUCUGAGGAUGGUGAAGAGGAAUCCGAGUUAUCUGAGAUUAAUAAAUUAAAGGAAUUGCAAAAAGAAGGGAUUAAAAAUUACAAAAAAGCAAUAAAACAUUUCAAGAAAGCAGAGGAUGAAGAAGAUACACAAAGCUGGGUUGAUAUAGCUGAAGCUGAGAUUUCAUUGGGAAAUUUGUAUGAUUUAAAAAGUAAAGAGCAAGAAAAAUUUUAUAAGCGAGCUGAAGAUAUAUUAAGAAAAGCCAAUAAAGUGAGUCAUGGGAAGUAUGAGCAUAUUUUAAUUGAUUUACUAGGCGAUGAAGAAUGA